Molecule: messenger RNA, 1049 nt
Organism: Myotis davidii
Lineage: Eukaryota; Metazoa; Chordata; Mammalia; Chiroptera; Vespertilionidae
Gene: TIFAB
Product: TIFA inhibitor
Exons: 2
Coding region: 113-727 (204 amino acids)
Biological process (GO): canonical NF-kappaB signal transduction
Molecular function (GO): protein binding
Source: RefSeq, a predicted model, not a curated record
GAACUGGAGCCGUAAAUGUCAUCCUUAGAAGGCCCCGGGACUCACUUCCUCCUGAGAGCUCACAGCAAAAGUGCCAGAGCCAGAUGUGCCCUUGGAGUUAAGGCUCCCGCCCAUGGAAAGACCCCUCACCGUCCUGCGGAUGAGCCUGUACCACCCCACCCAGGGCUCUGCUGUCUUCGCCACUGUUCCACAGAGGCUGCAGCAUGACACCAGCCCGCUCCUGGUGGGGCGGGGCCUGGACACCCACCUCCAGCUGCAUCUCCCCCGCCUGUCCCGCCAGCACCUGUCCCUGGAGCCCUACCGGGAGAAGGACAGUGCUCUGCUGGCCUUCAGCCUCAAGGCCCUGAGUCGCAGGGGCUGCGUGUGGGUCAACGGGCUGGAGCUGAGGUUCCUGGAACAGGUCCCCCUGAGCACCGUCAACAGAGUCGUCUUCGCGGGGAUCCAGAUGGUGGUCCAUGUAGAGGGAGGCGCCUCCCUGGAGGCCUUUGUCUGCUGUGUCCACGUCAGCCCCUCGCCCCUGAUUUACAGGCCCCAGGCUGAGGAGACUGAUGAAUGGGAGGACAUCCCCAAGGAGCCGCCUGCCCCGGGUUCAGAGCCACCGGUUCCAGGUCACCUGGGCUUUCUCCAUGGCCCUUCCCCGACUGCGGACAGCUCACCCCAGCCAGGCACUGGAGGAGGAACAGAUAUACAGCUCCAGAGGGAGCGCACAGACGGCGCGCUCUGCUAGCCCCGCUGCCACCCGGAGCACACCAUGGCUGAAACCGGACUUGAACUAUUCUAACUACAUCAUGCGACGUUGACAAGCAAGGCCUGCCUGGCUAAUAAUGAACCAAUUCUGCAAACAUGAACAGCCUGGGGCGGGGAGGGGGGCGCGCCCUCCCCGUUUCCAACUCUGCAAGGCAAUGGGAACUUCAUAUACUUUUAGAGGCCCUGAGGGGCCCUGGGAGCCCCUCGCAGCGUUUCCCCACAUUUCACGGUCUUGUCUGACUAGGAGUUACUUUAUGUUGCUAAUUUUGUGUGCUGCUUAAGAGCGGGAGUUUGAGGUUGCG